This is a messenger RNA of Phalaenopsis equestris, 3783 nucleotides long. RefSeq lists its product as uncharacterized. The record is from RefSeq and is a predicted model, not a curated record. Gene Ontology annotation, biological process: signal transduction. NCBI's taxonomy places the organism in Eukaryota, Viridiplantae, Streptophyta, Magnoliopsida, Asparagales, Orchidaceae. The coding region runs from base 90 to 3599 and encodes 1169 amino acids. The transcript is spliced from 12 exons.
CUUUGCCUUCCCUUCGUUGCCCCCUUCCCUUCCCACCAUUCGUCACCUAAUUUUCUAUCUCUCUCUCUCUAACGCCCGUGUUCGAUUGGAUGGAGGCGGCGGGUGGUGUGGAUAUGCCGGAGGCUGGCCGCGCCAACGCCAUCGCGCUGGAUUUCUCGGCGGGGGAGCCUUCUUCCUCGACGCCAACGAAGGUGCCGAGGAGGAUCCGGAGGAGGCUGCUUGAGUGCAGGAGUAGCCCGCCUUCGAGCGUGGAUGAGAUCGAGGCGAAGCUGAAGGAAGCGGAACUCCGUAGGCGGCAAUUUCAUGAGUGGCUGUCUAGCAAAGCUAGGCCAAAACCAAGGAGUCCGUCAUGGUCAUCUCAAGAAGAUCUUGGCCAGCGGCUAGAGGCAAAGCUUAAUGCAGCCGAGCAAAAAAGGUUAAAUCUUCUAGCAAAUGCACAAAUGCGUUUAGCUCGUCUGGAUGAGCUACGUCAAGCUGCUAAAUGUGGUGCAGAAAUGCGUUUUGAAAAGCAACGCGAAGAGUUGGGUUCGAGGGUAGAAUUCCGGGUGCAGCAGGCUGAGGCAAAUCGGAUGCAACUUCAUAAAGCUCAUAUGCAAAAACGUGCUGCAGUCAAAGAAAGGAAAGCAAGAUCUUUGUUGCAGAGAACUGCAAGAGAGAAUACUUACAAAGAGAGCAUUCGCUCAGCAAUCUCACAAAAGCGAUCUGCUGCUGAGAGGAAGCGGAUGGUGCUACUGGAAGCAGAGAAGUCGCGAGCACAAGCUAGAGUAAUGCAAGCUCGCAAGAUUGCCAAGAUUGUAUGCUGUCGAAGAGAAAGUGAGAGCAGAAAAAAGAAAGAGCAGCUAGAAAGUCGUCUCCAGAGGGCAAAACGACAGCGAGCAGAGCUCUUACAAAUGAAAAGUAAUGCCCAUAAUACUGCUGCUCAUGUAAAUUUGAUGAAGUAUGGCGACCUUCUUUCAAGAAAGUUAGCUUGGUGCUGGAGACAGUUUGUGAAAUGUAAAAGAACUACAUUUGCUUUAGCUCAAGAAUACAUGACACUGGGUAUCAAUGAGAAGUCUGUUAAGUCUAUGCCUUUUGAGCAGCUUGCCCAUCUUAUAGAAUCAACCACUACACUUCAGACUGCUAGAGCUUUACUUGAUCGUUUUGAAAGCCGUUUCUUCCUCCAUCAGCCAUCUAGUUCUUCUAGCCCUGAAAAUAUAGAUCAUCUGCUUAAGCGCUUAUCAUCUCCAAGGAAAAGGUCGCCUCCAGGUAAAAGGAGUAGAGCCAAGGAUGAUAAAUGCUCCUCUGGUGUUUCAAGUUCUGGAGCAGGUAAAUUGUCCAGGUAUCCAGUGAGGGCAGUUCUGUGCGCUUAUAUGAUUUUGGGGCAUCCAAAUGCUGUUUUCAGUGAACACGGUGAGCGUGAAGUGGCACUUUCUAGGGCAGCUGUAGACUUGACUCGAGAGUUUGAGUUGUUAAUCAAGGUCAUCUUGGAUGGUGCUAAUAGUGUUCUUAUGCUGAAGCAUCCAUCACCGGGUGUUCUUUUUCAUGAUUCAGAGACUCAUAAACAAUCCGCCACUCAAUCUCAGUCAGAAAAAACCUUCAAAAACCAGCUGUCAAUUUUUGACGCUGUGUGGCGUUCUUAUCUCUAUUGCUUUGUUGUUUGGAAAGUUAAAGAUGCUCGAUUGCUGGAAGAUGAUCUCGUCAGAGCAGCUUGCCAACUUGAACUAUCAAUGAUGCAAACCUGCAAGCUAACUUUUGAAGGAGAGACACAUAAUCUAAGCUAUGACAUGAGGGCUAUUCAAAAACAGGUCACUGAAGAUCAAAAACUUAUUAGAGAGAAAGUAGAGCAUUUGUGUGGAAAUGAAGGACUUCGCCGCAUGGAACGUGCAUUGUCAGAGACUAGGUCUAAAUUCUUUGAAGCAAAGGAGAGUGUUACCCAUUUAAUUGGUCAUGUUGCUCAGCUUUCAUCACCAAAUAGCUCGAGUUCAUCUGUGAAACCGGUGGUGGAUCCCGCCUCCAAGGAACAUUUUAUUGAGAAAAAGGGGAGUUCCAGUAAUGCUGCACGUUCUUUAUUUGGACGCACUUCAUCACAGACAUUUCCAUGUUCUCAAUCAAAUUCCACAGUAGCUGGGCAGCUAGCUUCAGAGAAUGAACUUCUUGUAAAUGAGAUUGUUCAUAAUGGUCAAAUUAGUUUUGCCAAUGAUUUGGAUAUUGCAACUACAUAUAGAAGCGACAUAAAGGAAAAAGUUAAGGUGACCAUGGAGAAGGCAUUCUGGGAUGGGGUUGUGCAAUCUAUGAAGGAAGAUUCUCCUGACUAUGAUCGUAUCAUAGGACUUGUAAAAGAGGUGCGGGAUGAACUAAGUGAGAUGGCUCCUCUCAGUUGGAAGCAAGAGAUUCACGACAGCAUAGAUAUUGAUAUUUUAUCCCAGGUGAUGAAAUUAGGAACUCGUGAUAGAGAUUAUCUUGGAAGGAUUUUAGGAUAUGCUCUACUUACAUUACGGAGAUUGUCUGCUCCUGCAAAUGAGAAUGAUUUGAAAAAGUCUCAUGAGAAGUUAUUGAAUGAAUUGGCUUCAAAAGCGCACUCUGAUGAUGAAAUAGAAAGCUCUUUUGCUAUUUCGAUGAUUAAAGGUCUUCGCUUUGUUCUGGACCAGAUCCAGACACUGAAAAAAGAAAUUAGCAAGGCACGCAUUCAAUUGAUAGAACCGAUCAUAAAGGGGUCUGCUGGUUUGGAAUACCUGCAGAACGCGUUUCAUGAUCGUUAUGGUCUAUCCUCUACGGCUGCUGAUACGCUCCCUCUAACAAAACUGUGGUUAUCACCUUUGAAAAUCAUUGCGGAUGAAGAAUGGAGUGAAUAUGUUGACUCUAUCUCUCUAUUGCCUGAGAGUCAUACUCUUCCUCUUCCUCCUACAUCUCUUCGAACAGGUGGCAAAAUGCAUCAGGCUCAUAUGCAGUCUCUUCAUCCUACCGAAAAACCAGGAGCAGUUGAUGGACAACUAAAAUGCAGUGGUGAAAAGCUUGAUGUGUUGUUGAGGCUUGGUUUGCUAAGGCUCGCAAGCAGCGUUGAGGGACUGAUCACUGAUACGAUUCCAGAAACUUUGAAGCUAAAUGUGCUGCGAUUGAGGUCUCUUCAGAGCCAACUUCAACAAAUUAUAGUCAUUUCCACAAGUAUGUUGGUUCUCCGUCAAGUUGUGAUCAGUGAUGGUUUGUCGCUCUCUUUAUCAGAGCUGGAUUCAAUAAUAUCCACCUCUGUAAACAACCUGUUCAAGCUUCUAGACAAUGUUCCGGACGUGAGCAUGGAAGAGAUUGUUGAAACAAUAGCCAACUCAUUCCCAGAAGAAGAUAAACUCCCAAGCAGAAAGCAGCUGAUGGCAAGGCUGGUAAUCAAGAGCUUAGAGAAUGACGAUCCAGUGUUCGCAAAGGUAAGCCGCUCCAUCUAUCUGGCAACUCGUGCCAUUCUGUUUGCCGGGAAUGGGCCCCGCGGGUGCAGACUCGCACAAGGUAUUCUGCAGAAAGUGGGAGCUGCUAUGCUAUUAGACAGAGUGGUGAGAGUUGCAGAGGUGCUGAUUAUUAUGGCCACAGUCUCCCUGCAAGUUCAUGGCUCUUGGUACCAGUUCUUGGUUUGACGAUAACAAGAAACUAUAAAUAAUUCUUCUUUGUGUAUAGAAAAUGCUAAAUAGACAAUCAAUAAUAAAUUCAGGGUGUGUGCUGUAAAGGAUACAGACCUGUAAAGUUUCUGUCUCUGAAAUGUCUAUGUAGGUUGAAGUGUUCAUUUAUAAUAUUUGUAUUUAGCUUUUUAGAAUUAUUUUA